CUGUAACUUCAGCAAUGGAGUACAGCAGGUACUGUCUGUCCCCGCUGUUCUUGGUGUUCGGUGUGAUAUCUCUGUGGUUUGUGUGUCUCGGUCUGACCAUAGGCCUGGGACACAAGACCAGUGCCGUGUUCAUCAGUGACACCGGGACGGAACAUCCUGAACGGGGCAUCUUCACGAUGACCCUGAACAUCGGCGCUUCCGGUAUCGCUGCAACACUGAUUCUGAACUAUCGCUACGUCGCCCAACAUGGCGGACCGACCAGACUGAACAGGGCUACCCUGAUAAUCGGACUGCUAGCGGCGCUGGGACUGAGCAUGGUGGGUGCCUUUCAGUGGGCGGAGAUGUUCGUGGCACACGUUAUUGGAGCAGCAAUGGCCUUCCUUCUUAGUACGGCCUACACGUGGCUACAGACUGUCCUGACGUACAAACUACGAGAUUCUGGCGGCACAACCAUGGGUACAUUUGGUCUGAGGUUGUUCUUAGCGAUUCUGGUGACGGGCACCUUGGUGCCGUUUGUGAUAACACUCGCCCUGGUCUUCACCAAAACAGCGGACACUCCUGAUAUGCGAGUAGCGACUGUCACAUUCGAAUGGCUCCUGGGAAUUUCACAACUGAUAUAUCCUGCUUCGCUGGCGUGGGAGCUGAGAAAAGUCACAACAGUCGUCAUUUUCCUGGACAUAAAAGGGAUCAUUGUAAAGGAAGCGGCAAGGCUUAGGUCGACUGAAAUGGCACCUCACUUUGACGUCUCUAGCGAGGCCGUUUACAUUUAGUAUCUGUAACAAAACGUUAAACAGUAUCUACUAGUAAGUGCUUGUACUUCGCACACAUGUACAGCGG
This is a messenger RNA of Branchiostoma belcheri (Belcher's lancelet), 837 nucleotides long. Its product is annotated as transmembrane protein 150B-like. Lineage: Eukaryota; Metazoa; Chordata; Leptocardii; Amphioxiformes; Branchiostomatidae. Bases 15 to 770 code for a protein of 251 amino acids. The transcript has a single exon. The record is from RefSeq and is a predicted model, not a curated record.